Molecule: messenger RNA, 1170 nt
Organism: Symbiodinium sp. CCMP2592
Lineage: Eukaryota; Dinophyceae; Suessiales; Symbiodiniaceae
Source: the annotation of a GenBank genome assembly
AUGGGCGUCGCUCGGAAGCGGGCCUGCCAGGCGGCGCUGGAAGUCUGCUUCGGCCAGCUUGAGGAGAUCACGCCUUUCGCCCGAACUCUACUUGGAUGUACUGCUUGCGGUUGUUGCCUUUGUCUGACGUCGGCGAUCGGUUUUGGAGGUUUUCUGGACUUGACCCUGCAGGGCCUCCAUGAGAGAUGGCAGGAAGCCGAAUGCCAGGUGCUGGGACCAGGACGCAUGACCACCUUGGCAACGAAGUGCGAGGAGUUCGGCGUUGGCGGCUGCACGAGGUUGGGCGAGUAUCGAAACGUGCUCUCCAGCAUCUUUGUGAACUACUGCAGAAAUGCGGAAGACGGGGGUCUUUGCUUUGACGCACAGGCCGACCGAUGCGGCAGCGACUCUCCGAUUGACCUCCAAGAGGAUCGGCGCUUGCAGCUGUUGACAGAAAACCGAAGCAGGAUUCCUUGCUGGUACAACCGCCUGGAGGAGACAAGCGAUGCAGACCGGGACGGGGACGAGGAGGCCACGGAGGCCUUUUGCACGGCGCCCCCCAACGCGUCCACGUGCAGCUUCCAGAAGACCUCGCAGGCACGCUACACGCUGCGCUUGGAGGCGGAACCCUGCACGCCACGCCCUGCGAAAGGCAGCAUUGGCAUUUCGGUGCUCCUGGGCGGCCUGUUAUUGGGUGCGGAUCUUAGAACGUCGUUUCUUGUCGCUGUGGCAGUGGCCCAGUGGAGCGGCUCGCGGCGGCCGAGGCUUCUUGGCUUGUGGCUUAGCGUGCGCACUCCGUGCCAGGCCCACUGGCUAGGAAUCGCUCUCUGCACUCAGCGUGCACUCCGUGCCAGAGCUGUAGAGGCGGGAGCUGCUGACGGAUUACGAGGACGAGUUCACGGAACACUGAGCCGCAGAACCGAACCGAACUCCCAAAGUGACGUCACUGUGCACAUCUGUGCACAUCUGUGCGUCGGUGGCCUCUGUCUAACCGCGACUUGUGGCUUGCCUGGCUUGCGGUCCUUGCGGUCCCCCAAAGCAACGUGUCCGCGUGCCGAGCUGCCUCGGACCCCGAGUCAUGCCGAAAUCCGCGCCAUCCGAGCAGAGAGACUCAGCAGUUGCGGCGCCGCUGGGAAGACAAGAGGCCUCCGUUCGCAAGCGCACGGCACUGCGGUGGUGGCGCUCUCAUAG